Messenger RNA from Ramularia collo-cygni, 1299 nucleotides. Its product is annotated as related to DNA repair protein Ntg1. The transcript has a single exon. Gene Ontology annotation, cellular component: nucleus. Gene Ontology annotation, biological process: base-excision repair; base-excision repair, AP site formation; nucleotide-excision repair. Bases 1 to 1299 code for a protein of 432 amino acids. NCBI's taxonomy places the organism in Eukaryota, Fungi, Ascomycota, Dothideomycetes, Mycosphaerellales, Mycosphaerellaceae. Gene Ontology annotation, molecular function: DNA-(apurinic or apyrimidinic site) endonuclease activity; DNA binding; oxidized pyrimidine nucleobase lesion DNA N-glycosylase activity. The record is from RefSeq and is a predicted model, not a curated record.
AUGCGGACACCCAAAAUUUCCAAUGUAGCCAGUGUGUUAACGCCGGGCACUCGAUCGUCCGCACGGCGUUCAAUCAGGAAAUUCAGUUAUGCACCACAAAGUGACAACGAUGACAGCGACAACCAAGAUGCCUCCGACAGUGAUGUUUCCACGCCGCCUAUAUCGGAAUCGGAAUCGGAACGGGAGUCCGCGGAGGAAGUGACCAAAGCAGAACGGGGGAACAAGAGGAAGCGCGAGGCAACAGACACUCCAGCGACGACAACAAGCGGUAGCGGCGAGACGAGACAGUUGAAACGAUCGUCUCGGAAGGCACCCAAAUUGGAGAAGCAGAAGAUCAAACUGGAGGAGAACGGGACUCCCAAAGCCAAAGUCAAGCGACAACCUGCAAAGAAGAUCAAGACUGAAGAUGGCGCCGUCACUCUCGACCCGCCACCCAAUUGGGAGGAAAUAUGGAACAUCACCGCAGAAAUGCGAAAGCGUGUGCUCGCUCCAGUCGACACCAUGGGAUGUGAAAACCUGGCCGAGGACCAUCGAUCACCACGGGAUCAGCGAUUACAGACUCUCAUUGCACUGAUGUUGUCCAGUCAGACGAAGGAUACAGUCACCGCCGUAGCGAUGAAGAACCUACAAAAGGGACUCUCAGGCGGGUUCAAUCUAGAAGCUUUGCUAGCAGUGGAGCCCGAGGAGCUGAAUAGAAUGAUUGGAUCAGUUGGGUUUCACAACAAUAAGACAAAGUACAUCAAAGCUACGGCCUUGAUUUUGAAGGAGAAGUUCGAGGGUGAGAUUCCAGACACCAUUGAGGGAUUGAUAUCGCUACCCGGCGUGGGACCUAAGAUGGCAUAUUUGACCAUGUCGUCCGCGUGGGGAAGGGAUGAAGGAAUCGGUGUUGAUGUACACGUACACCGCAUAACGAACUUGUGGAAGUGGAACAAGACGAACACGCCGGAGCAGACCAGAGCCGCACUGGAGUCGUGGUUGCCGCGAGAACGGUGGCAUUCGAUCAAUCAUAUGCUUGUAGGACUGGGACAGACGAUAUGUCUUCCAGUUGGAAGGAAAUGUGGCGAAUGUGACCUCAAUACUCGCAAGCUCUGCCCUAGCGCGGUCGCUGGGAGUCCGAAGAAGAAGAAGGUGGUCAAGAAGGAAAACGAAGUCAGUCUUGAGGAUGAGCCGCCUGUCAAAGCCGAAGAAGUCAUUGUUGAAAAGGACGACCUUAGUGCAACAGUGCAGGUCAAAUCAGAAGACAUUGGUAAUGUCAUUCUACAAGGUGUUCCUGACAUUGAGGAUUUUGCGCGCAGUUAG